This is a messenger RNA of Ostrea edulis (European flat oyster), 2663 nucleotides long. RefSeq lists its product as uncharacterized. Bases 135 to 1799 code for a protein of 554 amino acids. Gene Ontology annotation, biological process: positive regulation of DNA-templated transcription. The record is from RefSeq and is a predicted model, not a curated record. Lineage: Eukaryota; Metazoa; Mollusca; Bivalvia; Ostreida; Ostreidae. The transcript has 2 exons. Gene Ontology annotation, molecular function: protein binding; ubiquitin-protein transferase activity; zinc ion binding. Gene Ontology annotation, cellular component: nucleoplasm; chromatin.
AUACAAUCUAGCGUAUCAAUAUAUAAAUAGAGUACACACGCUGACGCCGCACACUGAUCCUGCAGACGGAAAGUCGAAAUAUCAGGAAGGACAUACUGGAUUUCCGGUGAACGUAUGUGACUCAGAUAUCAGAAAUGCUGCACCCCCGGCGCAGUGCCCAGGCCGUUCUACUUUGUGACCUCUGUGAAACUGUACCCCUACAGCGUCACUGUGAACUUUGUAAUAUAAACUUAUGCAAGACCUGUGUUGGGGAACACCUUUCUGAUUCAUCUAAAAAACACAAUGUCGUGUCCUUUUCAUACAAAAAGUCUACUCCUAACUACACAAAAUGUAAAAAACAUGCCGACAAACAUUGCGAACUUUACUGUAAGAAAUGUGACAUUCCCGUCUGUUGCACCUGCAUCUCAAAACAACAUAAAGGGCAUAAUUUAUGUGAUAUUCUGGAAAUACUCAGCUCUAAAACGGAAACUUUACAAAAAGAUUUAGAGGAACUAGAGAUCAGAAUUUAUCCUCGAUAUGAAAAAAUGGCAUUUGAUGUCCAAACUGAAAAAGCCGAGUUACAAGCGAGUUACGGGAAACUGACAACAGCUGUCGAUCAACAUGGAGACGUCUUGCACCGAGCGAUCACUGCCAUUGUAAACCAACGGAAAUCCGAUAUUGAGGAGAUGAAAAAUAACCAUAUGGCUGCUUUAGAUAAAAACACAUAUCAAAUCACACAGAGAAUUACAGAACUUAGAAAAAUAAUUGAGGACCUGAAGAAAAUACUGAACACCAAGGACGUCUCUCUAACAUCUGCUUACAAAUCUAGGAAUGGCCAGUUCCGACAUUUACCUCCUAAAAUCCAUAUUACUUUACCAAAUUCCUCUCCUUCCAAAAUAAACAAAUAUCAGCUUAGUAAUAUGUUUGGGUGUCUGUCACCAUUGUCCAUUACAACCGAAGAACAAGUUUACACCAUUAUGUCACCAGAAGCUGUAUCGUCUCCUCCAGUCAAACCACUGCUAGAUGAACCGCGCCUCACUGCCACCAUAGACACUGGUUAUAAUACACUAUUCAGUGUUAGCUGUCUCAGUGAAAAUCAAGUCUGGACAUGUGGGAAUGAUGAAAUCAUGAAGCUCCUCAACCUUCAGGGGAAACUACUGACAUCAGUACAAACCGAGCCAGGGAAUGAACCAGAGGACAUAGCAGUGACGCGGGACGGAUAUCUUGUUUAUACUGACACUAAUACUGUAAACCUAGUGAAAAAUAAACAGAUACAGACCAUGAUGAGACUACAAGGCUGGAGACCACUCAAUGUGUGCAGUACCUCUUCUGAUGAUCUCCUGGUUACCAUGUUCAGUGAUGAUAGAAAACAAUCCAAAGUUGUCCGUUACUCCGGCUCCACAGAGACACAAACCAUUCAGUUUGAUGAUCAGGGUAGUCCUCUCUAUUCAUCUGGUUCUUACUAUAAAUACAUCAGUGAGAACAAGAACCUGGAUAUCUGUGUGGCUGACAAUGAAGCUAAAGCAGUAGUGGUGGUCAAUCAGUCAGGAAAACUUCGAUUUAGAUACACUGGUCAUCCCUCUAAUACAAACGAAUCAUUUACGCCACGUGGCAUCACUACAGACAGCCAGAGUCACAUCCUGACAGCAGACUUUAGAAAUCACCGUAUCCACAUCCUAGAUCAGGACGGACAGUUCCUCCGUUACAUUCAAAAUUGUGAUUUACGCCGUCCAUACGGUUUGUGUGUUGACAUCAGAGACAACCUCUUUGUGACUGAAUGGAACACUGCUAAAGUAAAGAAAAUCAAAUAUACAUUGUAAAUAAGUAGUGUUAAUUACACAUCUAACCAAUAUGUUGAUUAUAUAUCUGAAAACAAUGUUCAUUACAGUUUUCUGUUAAUCACGGAUCUCUAUUUGAUCAAAGUUAUGUUAGAUGUACUGUUUGAUAUUGAUAAUAACUUGAAAGAUAAAAAUGCUAAUGUACUAGUAUACAAUUACAAAUAAAUGCUAGAAGAUAUAAGACAAUAAAUCUAACUGUAAUGUAAAUGAAAUCUCAUCCAAAUGCUUUUUGGAGUUCUUAUUGUGUAUGAAAUAAAUCUAAUUUCUAAACAAGGAUACAUUCUACCACGAUGUUAAGAAUGACCCCCAAAAUUGUUUGAAAAAAAAUAAUAAAAAGUGGUGAAUACACUUUUCUUAAGUCGUAAUAAUGAGAUAAAAAAUCUUUAUAACGAAAUACAAAGUUUUUCAAAAUGAGCAAAACGCUCAUAUGAGCAGACUUCUAUAACACUAUGAAAUAUGGGCCACAUCACUCAUGUUGUGAUUUUUAAAAUCUUUUUUACAAUCUUUUUUCCCAUGAAAAAUGUUGACCUUGUAUUGUGUUCCAACCUAACUCCAAAGGAUAACGCCACAACCAAACUUGAAUUCACAGAACAUGGGGAUGUCUCAAUACCACUAUGAUUACUUUGCUGUUCUGCAAAAGAAGACAUUUUAAAAGGUUGUCUUUCGUGUAUACAUGCAUUAUAUAAAAUUUGAUCGCCCUAUCCCCGAAGUUAAUGAUUUGAAGAAGAAAAAUUAAAUCAAAACCAUUUCAAAGUGUUUGCAAUUUGUUGUAAUGUGGACCCGCUGCUCUUGAAAAGAAUUUGUUCUUUUAAUGAAUUUGCUGUAUAUUGCUAUAUAAAACGAUGA